CAGCUGGAAUAUCGGUACAAAUUCCGCAACAUCGAGUAACAAAUGAUAUGUUUUCGGUCAUUUGCGUUCAGAGACGUGAUGUGUUAACUAAAUGAUUAUUAAUAUAGUAUUAUCAAUUUAAAUUACGUUCUAAUCACCAGUUACUCAUCGUAUUUGAGGAUGAUAAAUAUUUUGUUACAAAUACUAAUUCUGAUUCCGACUUGCUUUUCGUCAAACCCUUGCUGUGCAAACAAUAAUUCUAUAAGCGAAAGAAGAUGCAUAGAUGGUUCACCAUUGCAAGGUCUUUCAUGUCCUCACAAAUACCUAAUCGAAAAAGAUCCAGAUAUCGAAGUUGAUAACGAUGAUAAUCUCAACAUUGCCUCAUCUCAAGUACCACUAAACAGAUACUGUGUAUCAACAAAAAACGACACUGUUGUUUUUAUCGUUUGCUUCAAUGAGGACCCCAAUGACAACACAAUCUACGUCGUUCAUGCCGUUCUAGAAUUAAUUUCCGUAUUUUUCAUUUUGAUAACAAUAUUUGUAUAUUUGCAACUGCGUGGCGACCUAUUAGAUUUACAAGGAAUAUGCAUUAUGCAUUCCAUUUCAGGAUUAGCUACCUCAUUCUUGACUUUAGCAGUAAACCAACUACUACCCGGUGGUUUAGAAAAACCAUCUUGCAUCGUGUUGGCCUAUAUUAUCUAUUUUUCAAUGCUAUAUUCAUUUUUUUGGUUAAAUGUAUUGUCUUUCCAUAUCUGGAGAGUUAUUGUACAACCACGUUUUCUAAAAAUGUUGGCCCCUUAUUGGCUUUACAUCUACUGUAGUUUUGGUUGCGGAGGACCCACUUUUUUGACAAUCGUCCUCUCAAUAGCUCAAUCUAUGAACGAAUCCGAUUCCCAUCCUGGAUUCGGAGAAACCAAAUGCUGGUUUAAAUCGACGAAAACCCAGUUCCUCUACUUUUAUACACCAAUGGCAAUACUGCUAUUUCUAAAUAUCAUUUAUUACGCUUCAACUAUUGCAACUUUAUGGAAAAGCUUGAAAUCAGUAGAUGAAAAGAAAACCAAAGUGAUGAAAUACAGAUUGCUUCUUUGUGUGAAAUUAUUCUUCAUAAUGGGCAUCUCUUGGAUAUUUGAAUUAUUAUCAGCGGGUUUUCAAGACAACAACACCCUUCAAACCAUAUGGCACGUGACAGAUGUACUCAAUACCCUACAAGGAAUCUUGAUAUUCCUUAUUCUCGUGGUGUUCAGAAAAAAAGUUGUUCGAGGUUUAGCAGAUAGAAGCUUUUGUGGUGUACGGUUACCAGGACGGUGGCGAGGCGCCGCUGAUGAGGAAUGUGGAGAAAUCGAAGAAGAAUUAAACUUAUCAGAGACACAAGUCCAUAAAAACUAAAGAAUUGUGAUUAUUAUUCGGGGUAAAAAGUCAGAUAAAAAGUUUUUAAAACGUUCAACAAUUUAUGGUUUAUUCAGUUCCUACUGUACAAGCCCAACAAGAAGAAUUUUAAACAUAGAAACGGUGACGACAACAACAAAACACAAACAACUGAAAUUUGUGCUAAAAAAAUACUGCUAAAGUGAAUAGAAUAAAACAAUUAAAAGUUAUUUUCUAUUUAACUGUUGUAGCAAUUUUUACGUUAAAAAAAUUAUGGGAAACUCACAUUCCUUAUUUGAUUUAAUGAAAAGUAUAGCAUUUAAAAGAAAACUGAUGAUUUAAACCAAAUUCAAGUAUUCUUACUAAAUUGUAACCAAGUUAAACUCCACUUAUUUAAAAACAUGUUUUUCUUAUUUUAAAGAAACCGUGAUUCUAAAUCAAAUAUUUAAUUGUGGUCAAAUUAGAAUUAUACUCCUGCUUACAAACGAUUAUUUAAAGAUUAAAUUACGCAUAUUUUUAAUACGUCAUUUGCGUGAGAUGAAUUAACUAAUCGAAUGUUUUGGCGAAAUAAAUAUAUAUUUUUCCAAUUAAGUAUGUAAAAAUACCGAAUUAUAUGAAUUUAUCAUAAAAAGCUUUUAUUAGUGAGUUUUAGUCAAUUUUUUAUUGUAUAAAAAUUGUUUUAUUCGUGCUGCCCAUAUUUUAAUCCUUCACAACUUAAUUACUCUGGUAAAAUAAUUUUAUGAAAAGAAACAGUUAAAUUAAGAAGCAAAAAAUUAUUAGAGCUAUAACAACUUUUGUAGAAUAAAAAUAUUGUACUAUACAUUUUUACAAAAUGUACUAUUUUUUUUUUAUUUUAAUUCAAAUUUGUUUCACUUUUGUGCAAGUAGAUCACUAAAUUAAGAAGAAAAUGCCUUUCUCCAAAAUACAAAAUUUGACCCAUCGUGCUAUUAAAAAAAAAUCAAGUAGUGUUUCUAAAACAAAGGGAGUAGCAAUUUAAAAAAUAUUUGGGAGAAUGUAUUAUAAAAACUUUAUUCAAUUUUGCCUGACGUAUGUUUAUGUCAAAUCAAACUUUAAAAAAGUCAUUGUUUAUUUUGUUUAUUUAAGCAACGCAUUAAAACAUUAAUAAUUCUAUAAUCGA
Messenger RNA from Tribolium madens (black flour beetle), 2482 nucleotides. Its product is annotated as G-protein coupled receptor Mth2-like. The record is from RefSeq and is a predicted model, not a curated record. Gene Ontology annotation, cellular component: membrane. The coding region runs from base 160 to 1365 and encodes 401 amino acids. The transcript is spliced from 6 exons. Gene Ontology annotation, molecular function: G protein-coupled receptor activity. Gene Ontology annotation, biological process: G protein-coupled receptor signaling pathway; cell surface receptor signaling pathway. NCBI's taxonomy places the organism in Eukaryota, Metazoa, Arthropoda, Insecta, Coleoptera, Tenebrionidae.